Saccharomyces eubayanus is the source of this 1359-nucleotide messenger RNA. RefSeq names its product Nem1-Spo7 phosphatase catalytic subunit NEM1 (gene NEM1). Lineage: Eukaryota; Fungi; Ascomycota; Saccharomycetes; Saccharomycetales; Saccharomycetaceae. The record is from RefSeq and is a predicted model, not a curated record. Bases 1 to 1359 code for a protein of 452 amino acids. Gene Ontology annotation, molecular function: protein serine/threonine phosphatase activity. The transcript has a single exon.
AUGAAUGCCCUAAAAUAUUUUUCGAAUCAUUUAAUAACUGCAAAUAAACCUAAGAAAACAAUAAAUGUUGAGGUGACAAAGGUCCAAGACUCACUUAGUGCUUCAAAUGGGACUUUCGAUACACGUGCCAGUAACAUUGAAAACGAUCACACCGUCAAAGCGAAACAUCUGCGCAGCUCUUCCACAGAGGGUUCCAACGAAUCCAAGCAAGAUGAAAAAUACAACGGUCCUGUUUCGACAAAGCCAAAAGCAUUAUCUCGUAUUUUAAAAGAGAAAAUUGCGUCAAUUCUAUGGGCAAUACUACUUUUCCUUCCAUAUUACUUGAUAAUUAAACCUUUGAUGUCUUUAUGGUUCGUUUUUACCUUCCCAUUAAACGUGAUCGAACGUCGUGUGAAACAUACUGAUAAGAGGAAUAAGGAAUCAGGCGAUAGUGGGCAUGAGUCGUCUACAGAUUCAAGUCAUAGUGGUGAUUUCAAUGAGAAACAAGAUGCUGAAAAUCGGAAUCUAAACACAAUUCCUGAAAUAGUGGAAGAUGAUUUGAACGCUGGUGAUGAGAUCAUUCUACAAAGAGAUAAUGUUAAAGGUUCAUUAUUAAAGGCUGCAGAUGACGCACAAUCAGCCAAAUCAAAAUCAAGAAGGUACUCUAAAUCCGAAACAUCACUUACCAAUCAUUCAACUGCUAAUGCCGUAUUUGGCACAAAACGUAUGGGAAGGUUUUUGUUUCCGAAAAAGCUCAUACCUAAAUCAAUAUUAAAUACACAAAAGAAAAAGAAAUUGGUUAUAGACCUUGACGAGACCUUAAUUCAUUCCGCUUCUCGAGGUACAACACAUAGUAAUUCUUCUCAGGCUCAUCUAGUGGAAGUAAAGUUUGGAAUAAGCGGAAUUUCUACAUUAUAUUUUAUUCACAAGAGACCCUAUUGUGAUUUGUUUUUAACAAAAGCUAGUAAAUGGUACGACCUUAUUAUUUUUACAGCAUCAAUGAAAGAAUAUGCUGAUCCUGUGAUAGAUUGGUUAGAAGGCUCCUUUGCAGCUAGUUUUUCGAAGAGAUAUUACCGUUCAGAUUGUGUUUUGAGGGACGGUGUUGGCUACAUCAAAGAUCUAAGCAUUAUCAAGAGUUCUGAAGAAAAUGGGAAAGGCAGUCCUCUGUCUUCUUUGGAUGACGUAAUUAUCAUAGAUAACAGUCCCGUAAGUUACGCGAUGAAUGUAGAUAACGCAAUUCAAGUAGAAGGUUGGAUAAGUGACCCGACGGAUACGGACCUACUAAACCUAUUGCCAUUUUUGGAAGCUAUGAGAUACUCAACCGAUGUCAGGAAUAUACUGGCACUGAAACAUGGAGAAAAGGCAUUCAAUAUGAACUAG